AUGAUAAAGAAUAUGGCAAAAUUGAGCAUGCCGAUUGUCGAAUUCCUGAUAGGCUAUCAUGCCACGCAUCUCAAACACAUCGUCAUCGUCUGGAAGGGUAUUGAUAGAACCUACGUUGAUUGCGCAAUGGCCUCAAUGGAUGAACUAUCACAGAGCAUUGACCGGGAUGCCGAGCGCUACGUCAACCUCCUUCGCGACUUCGUGGCAAUCCCAUCCAUUUCCGCCGAACUGGAACAUUGGCCCGAUUGCAGAAAGACGACGGCGUAUGUGAAGACGUUCUUGGAGGAAAAGCUACAUGCAACGACAAAGUUCGUUCCGGCUGGACAGAAGGAAGUCAAUGGAAAAAUGCAGGAGAUACCUCCUAUUCUCUUUGCUGAGCUUGGGAAUGCGCCCGGCAAGAAGACGCUAUUGGUUUAUGGACAUUUGGACGUUCAGCCGGCUGCAAAGGAGGAUGGCUGGGACACCGAUCCGUUUGUUCUUACCGAGAAGGAUGGGAAAUUAUACGGCCGCGGAUCGACUGAUGAUAAGGGGCCUGUGCUGGGGUGGCUGAUCGCCAUUGAGAAGUUAAACGAGCUCAAAAUUGAGAUCCCAGUCAAUCUCAAGUUUGUCUUCGAAUCUAUGGAAGAGGUUGGCUCCGAGGGUCUCCCCGAAGCUCUACAGAGCAACAAGGAAUUCUUCAAGAAUGUCGACUACACGUGCAUCUCCGAUAACUAUUUCCUCGGCAAGACGAAGCCCUGCUUGACCUAUGGCCUGCGCGGUAUUAACUACUUCUUUGUUGAAAUCACCUGCGCGAAGCAGGAUUUGCACAGCGGCUGCUACGGCGGGAGCAUUCCUGAAGCCAUGACCGAUCUGACGUGGCUGAUGUCUACGCUAGUAAACGUUGAUGGCAGCAUCAAUAUUACGGGUCUCUCGGAGAUGAUUGCACCAUUGACUGACGUCGAAGAUGCUGAAUAUGCCAAGAUCGAUUUUGACGUUGCCGACUACAAAGAUACCCUUGGCGCUCGUGGAUUGACGAAAAAGUCAAAAGAAGAGCUGCUGAAGGCCCGUUGGCGUUACCCAUCCCUAUCCAUUCACGGAAUUGAAGGCGCCUUUGCUGGCAGUGGUUGCAAGACGGUCAUCCCAGCCAAGGUUGUCGGUAAAUUCUCCAUCCGCACUGUGCCUGAUAUGACGCCGGAGCAGGUCGAUGCUUGCGUCGUGAAGCAUCUGAACAAGCUUUGGGAAACACGUGGAUCGCCUAAUCAGCUCAAAGUGACUCCUCAACACGCUGGCCGCCCGUGGAUUGCGAACCCGUUCAACGAGAAUUUCUUGGCAGGCGCGAAUGCUGUGAAGGCUAUCUAUGGUGUCGAGCCUGAUCGCACCCGGGAGGGUGGUUCAAUCCCAAUCACCGUGCUUUUCCAGGAGAUCACCGGUUCGGAUGUGUUGCUCCUCCCAAUUGGUGCCUCUGAUGAUAUGGCCCAUUCGCAGAAUGAAAAGAUCAAUCGUGAUAAUUACAUCAAGGGCAUUAAGGUAAUGGCCCGAUACUUGCUAAACCUAGCU
Messenger RNA from Mesorhabditis spiculigera, 1536 nucleotides. The record is from the annotation of a GenBank genome assembly. NCBI's taxonomy places the organism in Eukaryota, Metazoa, Nematoda, Chromadorea, Rhabditida, Rhabditidae.